UCUCCACCAAUCGGAAGCGCCGCUGGCGCCACGUGACUGCGCGUUGCCACGGCGACGGCUGUAAACCGGAAGCGGCCGCGCCAACGAUCAAGUUCACCGGAGGAGCAGAGACGAGGCAGGCGGCCAUGGGCGACGCGCGGAAAUCCGCGGAGGCCCAGGGCGGGGUGCAUGCUGGAAAGGAGUUGGGGUCUUCUCUGCCUCGUCACCGGCCACCCGCAGUCUUUCCCUUCCGUCGUGAGCGCACGGAGCAACGCAGGCUCAGUGAUGAUCAAACAUGGCCACCGAUCUGCGACCUAUGCGGGCGACGUCUCCCCACGGGCAGCCUGGAGGGGGAGGUGGAGGUGGAGGGGGAGGUGGAGGGGGAAGUGGAGGUGGAGGGGGAGGUGGAGGGGGAGGUGGAGGGGGAGGUGGAGGUGGAGGGGGAGGACGUCAGGACAAGCGGGGGUGGCUACUGCGCCGGGUGCUGUGUCCUGCCGGGGGAGUUGCUGUCUCUGCUGCGGCGUCUGGAGCAGCUGCUGUGGGGGGCGGCCCCCCGGGGGGUCUCCACGCUGCCCCACGGACCCCACGGCGGGGAGGAGCGGCGCGUGGAGGCGCGAGACCGAGCGGCAUUGCGUUUGAGGGCUCGGGCCUUGCGCAGGAAGAGAGCGGCCACGGCGCAGAGCGACGGUCAACGCCUCUCGUUUGCCAGCCUCUCCAACACCAUCUCGUACCAACUCUCGGCCCAGCGGUUCGUGGCGAUGGGGUGGACGCUGCCGGCCAACGCGGACGGGGAGACGGACGCGCAGACGACGGUGAUGUGUGUGUGCUCUGUGUGUGCAGCGCUCUUUAACCUGAUCCCCGUGGGUCUGCGCGUCGUCGCCAUCCAGGGAGUGAAGUCCGGCCUCUACAUCGCCAUGAACGUCAGCGGCUUCCUCUACACCUCGGAGCGCUUCACCCCGGAGUGCCGCUUCAAGGAGUCGGUGUACCAGAACUACUACGUCAUCUACGCCUCCACACUCUACAAGCAGCACGAGUCGGGCCGCUCCUGGUUCCUGGGCCUGGGCAAGGAUGGCGGCCCCAUGAAGGGCAACCACGUGAAGAAGACCAAGCCCUGCGCGCACUUCCUGCCCAAGCCCAUCGAAGGCUGGACAAGGAAACCAAUGGGUCUCCCCAUUACAGACGGUGAAUGA
Lethenteron reissneri (Far Eastern brook lamprey) is the source of this 1169-nucleotide messenger RNA. Its product is annotated as fibroblast growth factor 4-like. NCBI's taxonomy places the organism in Eukaryota, Metazoa, Chordata, Hyperoartia, Petromyzontiformes, Petromyzontidae. Gene Ontology annotation, molecular function: growth factor activity. The record is from RefSeq and is a predicted model, not a curated record.